AUCCACAAGGACUGCUCUGAGCAAGUGUCACAGACAUGCUGCGAUGGAUCUGGAGACUGAUCCUGACCUUGAUGACUGCCCUCCCAGACCUACAGCCCUGCUAUGAGAUCCGCCUGGCGAAGGUUCGACGUCAGCGGCCGCCGCCUCAGGAUCUGCUGAAUCACCAAUAGCAUGCCAUACCCACAGCCAAUUGAAGCAAGGAGCCCAAAAUAAUGACUGCCUCUCCAAAAUGGAAAGGCAUCCAGUGCCUGCUCGCGAUCUUCCCACGAUGGACGAUGAGUCAGCCAGCGAGAGCACUGGUGUACGAUCAUCUAACCAGGUAGUCCUGCAAGCACCAAUGGUUGAUGUUGCAGGUCCAGAAGGGCACCCAGUGUUGGUCCACCGAACAUGGACCAUGAAGAACUUGGAAAGUGCCUAUGGGCAGUUGCCUGACUCACGCGAGGUUGGAGGUAAUAAAUUCGCUGAAGAAGUGACAAUAUUCUGUAUCGAGUUUCAUCCCAUGUCACAUCACCCACGUCUCCUGGGACCAAAAGUAGGUGCAGAUGGCACCAAAAUCAAGUAUAAAUGGCCAACCGCAAACAUCCACGCCAGAGCCGCUAACCCGCAAGUGGAACAGAACGGAGACUUUAAUGCUUUUGUUGCAGUGCUGGUAACUGCCUGUAGGGAGGCAUUCCCAGUGCAAAUGGACAUGACCAAAAUAGCAACGUGUAAACAGCGAGAAGAUGAGACAGUGUCCCAGUACCUUACAUGCCUCACUGAAGUCCAUAAUGCCCAUAGUGGACUGAGACCACCCGAGGACAUAACGACGGCAGAAAUCACGCCGUAUGAGGCACACCUGACGAACAGCUUCAUCAAUGGAGUGAAGGAUGAAAUAGCGAAAAAGGUAUAAGAUACAUGUAUUACCUGGGACAUGGGAAAGCUGAAUUUGAUAGAACAACAUGCGAUACAUGCUGAAAAAUUGCUUACCCAAGAGAAGUAUGAGCGGAAAUUGAAGAUGAAACAGCAAGCACAUAAAGCUCAGCUUAAUCUGAUGCAGAUGGUUGCCCAGCCGUUGGAGGGAGGUGCUGCAGAAAAAGAGAGCGGAAGAGGUGCUGGCAGAGCUAGAUCUGGUGGGUGCUUUGUUUGCGGAGCAAUGGACCACUGGGUGAGGCAAUGCCCGCACAGACAGUCCCAAUCGGCUCUGGAGGCUGGACAGCAGGGUGACUGACAGGGGAAGGCUGAGGUGGAGGUGGGUAGCCUCUUUCCCUUAUGCUUGGCAAUGAAGACUCACUUUUACUAAUCUCUUCUACUAACCCAAGGGCACUGAAACAAAUCCCACCCCCAUAUUGAGCGUUGAGAUUGCAGAGCAUGAAACAUAUGUUCAGUACAAUGAUGAUGUGUAUAAGUCAAUGCCUACCUCUUAGAGUCAUAGAGAUGUACAGCACGGAAACAGACCCUUCGGUCCAACUCGUCCACGCCGACCAC
Messenger RNA from Chiloscyllium plagiosum (whitespotted bambooshark), 1464 nucleotides. The record is from RefSeq and is a predicted model, not a curated record. Lineage: Eukaryota; Metazoa; Chordata; Chondrichthyes; Orectolobiformes; Hemiscylliidae.